UUAAAGUUGAUGAAAACACACAGGUGCGGUGCGGAGGCUGCGCUUUGGACAUGCCGAGAUUCAAAGAAAGGGCAGCUCAACCAUCCACAAAUGCACUGAACUCUGAGUCGGUGGACCCUGACCACACUACGCUAAUUGCUAAGAGAUAUCUCAUCAGUCGGAAGCUCGGAAGGGGGAGCUUUGGUACUAUCUAUCUGGUUCAGGACAUAAAGGCUGCAGCUGGUGAUAGACUUAAAGUUCUGAAGGAAAUCCCAGUAGGUGGCCUAAAGCCCAAUGAGACGGUCCAGGCCAAUCAGGAGGCCCAGCUUCUCUCACAGCUGCAUCACCCCGCCAUCUUGAAGUUCUACACCAGUUUCCUGGAGAGGGACAGCUUCUGCAUCAUCACCGAGUACUGUGAGGACCGUGACCUGGACUGUAAGCUGGAGGAGCAAAGAGCAGCGGGGAGCUGGCUUCUUGAGGCACAGGUCACUGAAUGGCUCAUUCAGCUGCUACUCGGGGUCCACUACAUGCACCAGAGGCGGAUCCUUCAUCGGGACCUGAAAGCCAAAAACAUUUUCCUGAAGAAAAACAUUGUUAAAAUAGGUGACUUUGGAGUGUCCUGCCUGCUCAUGGGCUCGUGUGACCUGGCCACCACCUUCACGGGCACCCCGUACUACAUGAGCCCCGAGGCCCUUAGCCAGCAGGGCUACGACGCCAAGUCAGAUAUCUGGUCUCUGGGAUGUGUGUUGUACGAGAUGUGCUGUCUGGCACACGCCUUUGAAGGACACAACUUCCUCUCUGUUGUUAUGAAGAUAGUUGAGGGGGAGAGCCCAUGUCUGCCUGAGAGAUACUCCGCUGAGCUCAACACCUUACUGCAGAGGAUGCUGGUGAAGGACCCGGGCUCCAGGACAUCUGCUGCAGAGGCACUCAGAAGCAAAUACAUUGAGGAGAACAUGCAGUCCAUUAAGCACAAGUUCUCCAGCAUGACUCUGCAGGACAGAACAUCAGGUGGGGACCAAGAUGCCGCACAGAUACUGAAAGCGAUGCAGAGGAAGGUGCACCUCCAGACGCUACAACAGAGGGCCGAGGUGCAGAAGAUGACCCCCAGAGAGCGCAUGCGGCUCCGCAAGCUGCAGGCCGCAGAUGAGAAGGCCAGGAAGCUGAAGCAACUGGCGGAGGAGAAGUACCAGGAGAACUGUCUGCGCAUGCGGGAGCUCCGGUGCCGCCAUUUUCAGACAGUCACUGUGGAUGUGCUCACUGACACCCGUGAGGAGAGAGCCAUUAACCUGCACCAGCCAGCGCCACCACUGGAUAGCCAUUCAGCAGGCCCUGCAGGGUCAGUGGGAGAUGAGAUUGCAGCACAGCUGUGCAGGCCUGAUCUGAUGGAGAGUGACAUCCCAGAGGACCCUCUGACUGCAGAGGCCUAUUACUAUGAAGAUGGCUUUGAGUCGUGUUCUGAGGAAGAGGAAGAUGAGAUGGAGGAGAAUGAGAAAGAUAUGAAGGAUGAAGACGAAAGCAACAUGGAGAGAGAGGCCUAUGACACGUUUUCGCACACCUAUGGACAGGACGGUGACCUCGAGGCCAUGGUGUGGCAUAUGGAGAAUGUGCUCGACAGCGAUCCUACUGGAGCUGGGGCAGAAGAAAUCCAGCCGAGUCCACGGGGCCCAGGCCACAUCAACACCACCAUGGCACGGAGCAGGAUCCAGCGCAUGAGGGAGGCAGUGACCCAGAGGCUGGGGGAGGACGUCUUCCAGAGGGUGUACAACUAUCUGAGGGAGGCCAGGAGGAGGAGGGAGAGUGAGCUGGAUGUCCGAGAGGCUCUGAGCAGAAUGGUGGAGAGACCCAGCGAUUGCUUCGAGGUCGACCAGCUGCUCUACUACGAGGAACAGCUCCAGGAAGCCCAGGGUGGCAGCUAGAGAUUUAUGACCUUAGAGAGUAUAAAGAUGUGAAUAUGGACAUGCACUUGCACACACACACACAAUUUUAUAAGCAUAUUGUAGUGGGAAUCUAGAGGUGUUUUUUUAUUAUGUGUAUAUUACUGAAAAGAACAAAUAAGGGGGAUACAUGUUAUGGUUGGUUGGGGUUUUGGGAGAGAUUUAUUUAAGAUUUAUGAAUGCUAUGUUGCAUCAAAUAGUUAUAUAGCCUAUGCUCAUGGUUUUCUUCUGCAAAAAUACAAAUAAAAUAUGAACCUUUCAGUCUACUUAA
Molecule: messenger RNA, 2184 nt
Organism: Alosa alosa (allis shad)
Lineage: Eukaryota; Metazoa; Chordata; Actinopteri; Clupeiformes; Clupeidae
Gene: nek11
Product: NIMA-related kinase 11
Exons: 16
Coding region: 51-1895 (614 amino acids)
Biological process (GO): protein phosphorylation
Molecular function (GO): ATP binding; protein kinase activity
Source: RefSeq, a predicted model, not a curated record